This is a messenger RNA of Ornithorhynchus anatinus (platypus), 8320 nucleotides long. It is a transcript of the gene NCAN, whose product is annotated as neurocan. Bases 2898 to 7937 code for a protein of 1679 amino acids. NCBI's taxonomy places the organism in Eukaryota, Metazoa, Chordata, Mammalia, Monotremata, Ornithorhynchidae. The transcript has 15 exons. The record is from RefSeq and is a predicted model, not a curated record. Gene Ontology annotation, molecular function: calcium ion binding; hyaluronic acid binding. Gene Ontology annotation, biological process: cell adhesion.
CUCUCCCCGCUUCUCCACUGUGGGCUGGGCACCAGGGAGAGGAGGGCUUCUGUGGGUUGCUCCAGGUGAGACGAGUCUGAGCUCUUACCCUCCCGCCCCUCUCUCCGUCCCUAGCUCUGAAUCCCCCUCCAGCUUGACUGGUUGAGAGGAUCUAGUUUGACAAGGGGGCGGGAGGGCUGAGGCAGAGAGAAAUCGAGACAAAAAAACCGUAACAAGGAUGAUGGUUUAACUUGGAAUGGGUUGGAGAAUGAGCAGCAGAGUCUUUGUAGGAGAUGUAAAUGACAUGCAAAUUCAAUGCAAAUGCACGGACAAUCCACCUCACUCUUUCACACUCACGGAUCGGGCUCGGUGGAAGCCCCUGGAGCAUGGGAUUUGUUAUUGCAGUGACGGGGUAUAUGUGGGGCAGUUUGGAGGGCCACAGAGGGGUCUCCUGCUUCCGCUCCUCCCCGCCGUCCCAUAUCCCCCCAUCUCUGGACACUGGUUGGGUGGUUUUCAAUCAGAGCUCCAAGGCCAGGUGUUGGAUGGAGACUCAAGCAGCCCAGGCUUCCCCAGCCCAGGGGCACCUUGAAUUUGGCUGCAUGCCAAUGGGCAGAGCGGGCAGGAAUGUUCCUCAAUCUCAGGCACCUCGGUGACAACUGUCUCGAUUUCCGAGCUCCAGAGGGCCCAGGGUUGUGGCCCUUGCCCUGUGCCUGUCCCUCCGCUGUCCCUCCCCGCCCCUCCCCCCACCAGAGCCAGGCUGUGUGCAUGUCAUGUGGCUGAAUCUGCUCCUCUCCGUCUGGGGGCAAUCCCGGUUUUUCCCAUCUGUCUGCAGAAGGUGCAUGGCUGGUGGCAUCUGUCAGCCAGCUCGUUAGUCCAGACGUGUGCCAAUGUGAGCCGAACAUGGGGCUGCCGGCUGCCUGCCCUGUGACUGGCACGGCCAGGCCUUCCCGUGUGCCCUCAAACUGGCACCAGAGACUCCUCCCAGGCCUGCCUCUCACCUGGGCUGCCUCUGGUCCCUACCCUAGACCCACUGGCUGGGCAUUAGGUCCCUUUCCCUCCGAGUAUCAAGCCCCAAUCUCCAGGUCCCCGGACCUCACAUUCUCGCCCCACCUUAGCAUCAGAUUUGCCCCUCUCCCUGGAUAAACUGGCUGGGGACCAACGGGACCAAAGCCCUUACCCUGUAGCCCUCGGGGAGGGAGGAGCAGUGGGCAGAGACAUUUGAAUAGGAGUAGCUGGGGCCGGAAGAGCUGGACUGGAAGAGGAGUUGCCCUCUACCCUUUGCUAGCCAGGGGAACCCCCUCCAUCUUGUCCCAGGUUGCCCACCCUAGCUGCACUGAGGGCUCCUGAACCCAAGGGCAUCGCUGCUCACCCUUGGAACCUGGAGGCUUUUCCUUUCGGCUGUCUUGGGCAUCCUCUGACCGACCGAUGGCUGGCUGGUGGCCGGAUGGAGGACGAGUCCCUGUCUUUGUGGCUAGCCAUAGCCCUGGGGAGUUGUCCUCUGUGCCUCCAGCCAGGACAUUGCCUUCUCAGCUUGGUACCUAUUUGGGGCUUGGAGGGUGAAAGUGGGGGGCAGGAGAGACCCUAUUUCCUGCUCUUCCAUAGCCAUCCAGGUUAGCCUCCUUUGAUUCCUGGAGUUGGAGUUUCUACCCCUCCCCCUGCCAGACACCCAGGACACCUGGAUUGCUUGGGGCAUAGGGUGCCCUGGGGGCCGGGAUUCCUGGGUCCCACUCCUGUCUCAACCCCUCCUCUACCGUGUGACCUCAGGCAAUCCCUGCCCCCUCUCUGGGCCUCCUGGCAAAGCUGAGAACAAAACCAGGCCUCCACACCCUUCCAACCCCUGCCCACUCAAGCCCCAAACUGCCAAGGGGAAGAUGGGAGAAGAAGUUAGUUAACAUCCAUAGAGAUACUCCCCCUCCCCGGGUGCAGCCACCACACAGUCUCCUUUCUGCUUGUUUCUCUCCUCCUCCUUCAGAUCCACCUGGGUUAAUUUCCGUAAGGGCUGCUCACGGCCUCCGCAAGGCCGGGGGUUGUUACUGUAGGGUUGAUACCAGCCAGGGGGACGUUGCGGUCGGCCUGGUUAUUGUGGGGUUGCUCUGCGGGGCCCCUUCCUGCUCCCCCCUCCCCACCCCCGUGCAGUAUCUGGAUCCAGCUGUUUCUUUGGGAAAGAGUUCGCCCCGUUGAAGAUUUACCAGAGCCCGACCCGAAGAGAAGCGCUCAGGAGAGCUCACCGGCAUGGGGCCGGGGCCCAGACGGCCGGCCCCUGGUCUUCAGGAACUGGAGACUCUGGAUAGAGCGUUCUCGUCACCACUGCCCUCCACCCUGACCACCAGCUCACACUCCACGCUUGUUUCCCAAGGCCUUCGGACAGCAGCGGCGCUGGGCCUGCCCGCCCGGGAUCAGGACGGGUGGAACCUGGAGCUCCCCGGAGGGUCCAACAAGCGGAGCCCCAGGUGGGGGCCGAGGAGGCCAAGAGGAGGCAGGGACGGCCCUGAGGGCCCACAGAAAAGAGACUCAGGUCCCUGACGGGUUCCGAGCUGGCUGGUGUCAUCGGAUGGGCCCGAUCCACCCAGACCCCUGGGGUCUGCUACCCGUGGGACCCCCGUCCCCCUUCCCCCAACCUCCCAGCAAAGUCCUCACACCAGACCCCUCGCGGCUCCAAAUGAAGGGUGUUUGGGCUGAACCAGACCAGAGCCGGGACCUCUGGGAGGGAAACGGCCAGCGGACCGUUUAUUGACUUGUCGUUCCCGUCUCCCUAGGGCACGACACUCUGGUCCUGGGGGCACCGGCUUGUGGGGGGGAGGGUUUGACCCUGUGGCACGUCUGAGGGGGACCCCACGCCACCUUCAAACCCUCUUUAAACCGAGCGACGCAUCUAUCAAGCUCUUGACAAGUCCUCAGGGCUCGACAGCCACCACCGCAUGGAAAGGAAUAUAAAUAAAACAUGCUCCCCUCUCCGCUCCCGGCGCCCAGCGGCCUGCACUCUGAGAAGCUCCCAGGACGCCGGGAAGGUAAUCCACAUCAACAAGGUGCAGCAUCAGGCACUGCGGGCCGGGCUGGCCGAGAUGGUUGCUCUGCCCUGCCUCUUCCUCCUCCGCUCCCCCACCUCGCUGGGCCCAAACACCUCCCACGACCCACCCAGGGUCAAGUGGACCAAAGUGCGCUCAGCGUCAGGGCAGAAGGUGGAGGUGCCCAUCCUGGUGGCCAAGGAGAAGGUGGUGAAGGUGGUGCGGGGCUACCAGGGCCGGGUGAGCCUGCCUGGCUAUCCCCAGAACCGCACCAACGCCACCCUGGUGCUGGGGCCCCUGCGGGCAAGCGACACGGGGCUCUACCGUUGCGAGGUGGUGGCUGGCAUUGACGAUGAGCAAGACCUGCUGCCCUUGGAAGUGACCGGUGUGGUCUUUCACUACCGAGCUGCCAGCAACCGCUACACGCUGAGUUUCCCUGCGGCCCAGGACGCCUGCCGUCGCAGCUCGGCCGUCAUCGCCACCCCCGGCCACCUGCAGGCUGCCUUCGAGGACGGGUAUGACAACUGUGAUGCGGGCUGGCUCUCCGAUCACACUGUCAGGUACCCCAUCACUCUGUCCAGGCCUGGUUGCUAUGGAGACCGCAACAGCCUACCCGGGGUCCGGAGUUAUGGUCUGCGGGACCCCCAGGAGCGCUAUGAUGUUUAUUGCUUCGCUCGGGAACUGAAAGGCGAAGUGUUCUACGUGUCCCACCCCCGCCGGCUGACCCUCUCCGGGGCCCGGGCUCACUGCCAGAGCCAGGGCGCCACUCUGGCGACCGUUGGCCAACUCUACCUAGCCUGGCAGGAGGGGUUGGAUCAGUGUGACCCAGGCUGGCUGGCCGAUGGCAGCGUGCGUUACCCCAUCCAGACUCCACGGAAGAAGUGUGGUGGGGAGGAACCCGGAGUGAGGACCCUGUACCAGUUCCCUAACCGAACAGGCUUCCCGGAACCCUCCUUGAAGUUCGAUGCUUACUGUUACAGAGCCCACUACUUGGCUCCCCCGACUCAGCUCCCGGAGCAUCCCGCCUGGGCCCCAGGGGCUGGAUCCCAGCCAGAGGAGUUGCCCAUUCUGAGCCUGGAGAACAUUCUACAGGAACACGGCCCCGCCCCAUCCCCCGGAGGGCUCCCGGGCCCCGACGGGGACGAUCUCUUGGUCUCCGGUGACUCCCGGGAUGGGACGGGACAGGAACACCCGACCCUGAAGCCCCGCCUCUUGGCCCCACCGCACCCUGAGGACGAGCAGCUGCAGCCGACGACUGCCACCCCCUCGGGGAUGGCCCAGGUGGAAGAAGGCCACUUGCUGGACCCCUACCAGGCCAGGUUGGGGAUGGGUGCAGGGAGCGGGACCCCUGCGUCUCUUGCAGAUAGGGCCGAGACAGCUGGGAUCACAUCCUUGGUGCCGGAUCCUGAACUGGAGGAAGAUCAGUGGCAGAAUAUGGUGGACCAGACCCCCAGGUGGAGAGACAGCACUCUACAUCCACCUCCCGAAGCCACAUCCCAGGAACCUCAGGGUCCCGGCUCCACUACCAUCUCAGAAGGGGGCUCGUCUGUCCCUAAGGGUCUGGGGCCCACCCAGCUCUGGGUCCCUGCUGCUAUCACGGAAGUGGCCGGGCCCAGGGCCAGGGAGUCAACCCUGAGCAACAGCUCUGGAGGUCUGGGUAGCCCAGGCCCAGAGGGUUUCCCAACAUCCCUGCCAGAGGGAGCCCUGGGAGUCACCGGGGGGUUGGGCAUGGAAACAGUUGACCCCAGCAAACCAGGGACCACCACAGCUGCCCCAGGGAGCCCCGAGACCACCAGGCGAGGCCGCUACAAAGGGCUCAAUGGACGAUACUUCCAGAAGGCGAGGGUGGCCCCUAAGAGGAAGUGGGGCAGCGGGAGAGGCAGCACUGCAGCACCCUUGGAAACCAAAGCAGCUGGAAACCACAUGGAGAACCCCUCUGUUCUGGCCCUUGGACCCCCCAGCAUUCCCGAGACCUCUUCCCUGUCCAAUGAGGUGGACCAACUCAAUUCCGACGUGCCAGGAUCCGAGAAAUCAGGGAGCCCACCUAGCCUCCUGACCUCUGUGUCUGACCUCGAGGAGAGAGAAGACCCAGAAAUGAUCAGAAAUCCAGCCCUGGCUCCUGAAGAAGGCAACCGGCCCUCACUGACGCAGCCCGAAGAGCGUCCAGUCACCAGUGUCCAGGAGCCAAGAGCCUUCCCGGUCCCAACCCAAGAGCCAACAUCAUCAGCCAACACCGACAGCUGGGCAGCAAGUCUAAGCCCUGAUGCUCCUCUGACAGUGGCAACCCUAGAUCAGGCUGGGGGUGGGCUCCUCUGGCGCCUGAGGGACACUGGGACACCAAGACAGACAGACAGCCCUCCUAGCCAAUAUGCCACCCGGUACCCGUUGCCCACCAGUAGUGGUGUGCUGACCGGAAGAGCAGAGAGCAGCUCCCGCCAAUGGGUCCAGGGGGAGGAUUCCGAGGUCUCCUCUGGGGAGGCCCGUGUCAGCAAAGAGGUGGAUGUGCCCGUCCUGGCCAUGCUGCGGGCUCCCAAGCCCUUCCCGUUGUCCUCACUCUCUCCUACCCCAGGGACCUCCCUUCCUCAAGAUUUCACCCCACCCAGCAGAAUGACACCAGGGGCCUCUCUGCAGGAGCCCCAGGGGGAACCCAGCGAAAUUGCUAUCUUCCCAGAGGAUCCCACAGCUUCCCAGACCCAGCAUGUCAACUGGAGUUCCACAGGCACCCAGGACCCCGGAUGGGGCAGAAGUGGGCAAGAGAGAAUUGGGGAAGAGUCUCCCACCCCUCCAGCGCCCCUCACAAUGGACAGGCGGGAAGAGUCAGUCACUGAAAUUGGAUCCCCCUACAGAGGGCAGGAGGCACGCCAGGUUGGACAAGACCAAGACCCCGAUCCGCCUUCCCUUCUCAGCGAGACGGAGACCACUGUGCCCGGAGCUACCUCCUGGCAGGGUACCGGGGUGGCCCUGGCAGGGACAACCGCUUCGGUACCCCAAGAGGAGACUCCAUCCACCAUCCUGCUGGCCUCCCAUCCCAUGAACAGAGUCGGCGGUGACCUUGACUCUCUGCCUCCCAUCAGGAUCACCGCAGACCCCUCCACGACCCCUGGCUACCUGGCUACCGAAGCGACCGAAGAAGCGGAGGUGGAGAUGGAGGAGAAGGAAGAGGUUGAGGAAGAAGAGGAAGGACCUGGCUUUCACACGGUGGCUACUUCCUCUGCGUAUGCUGUCCAAAGCCAGACCCCAGCUAGUUCCACCUCGCAGUCCGGGCCCGAUGAGCCCAGCCCCGGACACCUCACCUCACGGAACCCCCUGGAGCCAGAGUCGGCCCCCUGGAGACCCCAGCCAGAAAGCAGAACCGAAGGCCUUCUAGAGUCAUUUUGGGCGACCCCAGACCCUACCCAAGCCAACUCACUGGCCGGGCUACCUGCCCAAGAGGGUGGCCCCUCGGGAGAACCCGUGCUUGCUCCAGAGCCAUUGAACUCCUGGACCCCAAAGUCUCUGAGCCCAAAUGGCCCAGAGGAAUCAGGGGGCCGAGUUCUCCAGGGAACCCCGACCAGCAUCCCAGAGCAGGACAUGGACGAUGCCUCAGGGGAAGGCAGAAGAGAGUUGCCCAGUCCUCUGGGGCUCCCGGCACCCCACCCCACCACCAACGGCUUGCUCAGCAGCAGCGAGGAGACCCUGCGCCCCAGUGAGGCUUUGCCAGAGCUACCUGAGACCCUGCUCUCCCUGCAGCCAGGACUCGGGGAGGGUGGGGAGCCCACUGGCCCCGAGGGUAAGACCCUGCCUGAGGAGGGCUCAGAAGAACCCACCACGGACGAAGGGAGCUAUUCCCUCGGGCCAGAAGGGGCAUCCCCCGAGGAGGCUGAGCGGGGCCCCGUGACAGAUUCCGGUGGCUUGGCCCUGGGGGAGGAGGCCGGGAGUGGACCAGAGGACCGGAUGCUGCCUAUGGCAGAGGAUUUGGAGAUCCCAUCCUGGACCCUGGAGAGUAACCUGAGCACAGAAUCCUGGCCCGAUCCUUGCAAGAACAAUCCCUGCCUGCAUGGAGGGACCUGCCAGCCCAACGGUACUGUCUACAGCUGCAACUGUGGCCAGGGAUUCACCGGAGAGAACUGCGAAAUUGAUAUCGACGACUGCCUGUCCGGCCCUUGUCAGAACGGCGGCACCUGCAUCGAUGAGAUCAAUUCCUUCGUCUGCCUCUGUCUGCCCAGCUACGGAGGGAGCGUCUGCGAGAAAGACACAGAAGGCUGCGACCACAAUUGGCACAAGUUUCAGGGCCACUGCUACCGCUACUUUGCUCACCGCCGUGCCUGGGAGGAUGCCGAGCGGGACUGCCGCCGCCGGGCUGGCCACCUCACCAGCAUCCACUCCCCAGAGGAGCACGGCUUCAUCAACAGCUUCGGGCACGAGAACACGUGGAUCGGAUUGAAUGACCGGAUCGUGGAACGGGAUUUCCAGUGGACCGACAACACCGGCCUGCAAUACGAGAACUGGAGGGAAAACCAGCCAGAUAACUUCUUUGCGGGAGGGGAAGACUGCGUGGUGACCGUGGCCCAUGAGAGCGGCCGCUGGAACGAUGUGCCCUGCAACUACAAUCUCCCCUACAUCUGCAAAAAAGGAACAGUGCUGUGUGGGCUGCCCCCAGCUGUGGAGAACGCCUUUCCCCUGGGCUCGAGGAAGGACAAGUACAGCAUCCACUCGACUGUGCGCUACCAAUGCGAGGAGGGCUUCCUGCAGCACCACCUGCCCACCAUCAAGUGUCACAGUAACGGGAAGUGGGAUCGGCCCAAGAUCGUCUGUACAAAACCUAGGAGAUCCCACAGGACCCGGCGCCAUCACCGCCAUCACCACCCGCAUCACCAGCACCACCACCACAAAUCCCGCAAGGAGCGGAGAAAACACAAGAAGCACCCCAAGCUGGACUGGGAGGAGGAGGAGGAGGAGAGUAACUUCUGCUGAAGGCCAAGGACUCCCAGCCUUUGGACUCUGGGCAUGUCUAAGCCCCAUCAACUUCCCCCAGCCUGCCUGUUGCAAAAGAGUCUGUUUUUCUAUCCCUCCCUUCUCCCCUCGCCCCCAUAGCAGGCAUUGGUGGUCCCACGCCCCCGAAAGUCUUUUUCCCUCCUCCCUGCUUCCUCCCUCCCUCCAUCCCUCCUUCCCUCUCUCUCCAGCUGCGGUUGGGGGACGGGGGAGAGGAGAGGCUGACGGGUCCCUUAUGUUUCCGGUCUUUUGCUGGUUGAAUAGAAUCGCAUAAAACUUGAAGUAGUAACUCCCACCUGUGAUCGUAUAGUAGAAAGGUUUGCAGUAUUAAAAGGAAAAUACAAAACAGAUUUUAAACAUAAAAA